CUGCUCUCAGAGUCAUUGCAGAUUGUAAAGCAAAUGUGUUUAGUGCAGUCAUGAAUGUGUUGGUCAGGCUGCAGCGGCUGAGGGCUGCUAUCAAUGUCAAGCCCACUGUUGCUGGACUUUUUUCUUUUGGGAGAUAUCGAAGCAGUGAAACAGAAAAAAGUCAAGAAUGCAACUCUGUGACAUCAUUACUAAAACAUCUGACCUUCAAAAUAAAGUCAACAGGACCUAUUACUGUUGCAGAGUAUAUGAGAGAGGUUUUAACAAAUCCAGUUAAGGGGUAUUACAUGCAUCAAGACAUGUUAGGCGCACAAGGAGAUUUUGUUACUUCUCCUGAAUUAAGUCAGAUCUUUGGCGAGCUUUUAGGAAUAUGGUGCAUUAGUGAAUGGCUGUCUGCUGGAAAGCCAACAUCUUUUCAGUUGGUUGAACUUGGUCCUGGAAGAGGAACACUCACUGACGAUAUAUUACGGGUCUUCAGACAGUUUGGCCAUUUACUGAAUACAUGUGACAUCUCUGUACAUCUGGUAGAAGUGAGUCCAAAACUCAGCGAUAUCCAGGCACUAAAUUUAACUGGAAGUCCCAUUGAGACGGAUAAUGAUGAAAAUUCCAGUGUGUACAAGAAAGGAACUACUAAAACAGGGCUUCCUGUUAGCUGGUAUCAAGACUUACAAGAUGUACCAGAAGGUUACACCUUUUACAUAGCACAUGAAUUUUUUGAUGCUUUGCCUAUACAUAAAUUGCAGAAAACACAAGAUGGGUGGAGGGAAAUAUUAAUUGAUAUUGAUCCAGAAAUUCCUGAUAAGCUGCGAUUUGUUAUUGGUACCACUUCUCCAUUACUUGCAAACACUUUUGUUCAGGAAGAUGAAAAGAGAGAUCACGUUGAAGUGUGCCCGAGUGCAGCAGUGAUUAUCCAGAUGCUGGCAAAUCGAAUCAAGAAUGAUGGCGGAGCCGCUCUAAUAGCAGAUUAUGGACACAAUGGCGAGAAAAUGGACACUUUCAGGGGUUUUCGUGCUCACCAGCAACAUGAUGUUCUCUUAGCUCCUGGAACGGCAGAUCUAACAGCUGAUGUUGACUUUACAUUUUUAAAACACAUCAUUGGAAGUACAGUAACCUCUCUAGGCCCUAUUACACAACAAGAGUUUUUAAAGAAUAUGGGAAUUGACAUCAGGUUAAAGAUUCUUUUGGAAAACUCAAAGGAUGCAUCAAUGCGGCAGCAGUUAAUACAUGGCUAUAAUAUGCUUAUGGACCCUAAACAAAUGGGAGAACGAUUCAAAUUUUUUUCCUUGUUUCCUCAUAGUAGACUGGAAAACGGCGAUUCGAAGAAAUACAAGUCACAGCCUGUCGCUGGAUUUAGCCCAUUACUUUUGCAGUAAUUAGAUUAAAGGGACAGGAAACCCAAUGUUUUUUCUUUCAUAAUUCAUAUAGAGCAUACAAUUUACCUCUUAUCUUAUUUGCUUUAUUCUCUAUGUAUUCUUUGUUGGAAAGCAUACCUAGGUAGGCUCAGGAGAAGGAAGCUAGCUGCUUAUUGGUGGCUGCACAUACAGUAUAUGCCUCUUAUCAUUGGCUUACCAAUGGGUUCAGCUAGCUCCCAGUAGUGCAUUACAGUUACUUCAAUAAAGGAUACCAAGAGAAUGAAACAAAAUUGGUAAUAGAGCUAAACUGGAAAGUUGUUUAAAAAUGUAUGUUCUACCUGCAUCAUAAAAGAAGAACUUUGCCCCUUUAGUUUUGUAAUGAAAGAUUCAGGAGAAUUAGACAGAUCUACUAUUUAGGAGCAAUGACAGAUAUAGUUCUCAUUACAAGGGGAAGCUUUCACCUUCACUGUUUUAAUUUAAUGUCACAAAAAGAAAGUAACAUGAUACCUAUAAACUAGUCUGUUGAAUAAGCAAGUAUAUGAGAUGUAAUCCAUAAGAGAAUCAGUGUUACAAUUCAGCAGCUUUUGUGUGAUCAUGUUUAGGGUUUUGCUUCAUAGAUUUAUGAGAUUUAGAUUGAGUAAAAAUUACAUUGUUUUAAUUUAUUCAGAUGGCUGGGUUUGUUGUAUAUGUUAAUCUGAGAUGCAAAAAUGAAUGCUCUUCCCUUGAAUGAGAUAACACUUUAAUGGAGACCUAAAUUUCCUGUUUAUAUAUAGAUAAGUCCACCAUAUAAACAAAAGGGAUUAUGUUUUUGUUUUUUAAAAUAGAAAUUGAGUUCUUUUAGUAUUUUUAAGCCCUACAUAAUUUUUUUUUUCUGUUAAAUUCUUAAAUAUUCUCCAUUAAAGGCACCCAUUAAGCACUCUAAUGAAUGAUAGUAGUACACUUUUAUACUCUUCUUAUAGUGAAAUGAGACUAUUAGGGGCCAAAUUAUCAAGAUCCGAAUGGAGCUUGAUGCCCGUUUUCGCACAAGCCUUCAGGCUCGCCGGAAACAGUAGUUAUGAAGCAGCGGUCUAAAGACCGCUGCUCCAUAACUGGUCUGCCUGCUCUGGGGCUGCGGUCUUUAAUCUGCCCAAUCCUAUAUGACCGGGCUGAUUGACACUCCCUGCUAGCGGCCGAUUGUUUGCGAAUCUGAAGGGGGCGGCAUUGCACAAGCAGUUCACAACAACUGCUUGUGUAAUGAUAAAUGCUGACAGCGUAUCAUGUCUGCUCGCACUUUGAUAAAUUGACCCCUUAGUCUCUGAUUAGAUAUGAUAUAAGUCUAUAGUUCGUUAUUUUGACUAUAUUUAAUGUAACUACUUGUAUCUCUCAGCAUUUCACGGAUGCAUUCUGGGACUCUGAAGCUUAGUCAUGGAGUCCAGUGGGUGGUGUUGGUCGUGUCAUUGUAGUCCAGGGCAGGGUUGUAUUUAAUCAGUAGUUUCACAUCCAGAAAAUGUAUAAAACAGAGAGAGCAGGAUAGCUCCCACACUGUGACAACACCGAAAGGGCCGGGAAGGUUGGGAACUCUGCUUUUCUAUUCUAAAUGUACCUACUUUUUUGUCAGCCCUAUAAAAUGUGUCUCUAUAGGUCAACUAGCUGGGGAUAGUCAAAGUAGUUAGUUACAAUUAUAAUUUUAAGUACAGUUGGCCCUCGGUUUACAACGGUUCAAUUUACACCGUUUGAGAAUAACAACCUUUUUUUCAGUCAUGUGACUGCUAUUGAAAAGCAUUGAGAAGCAGUGCAUUGAUUAAAAUAGCCAGUAGGUGGAGCUGUCCGCUUGUGUUGCAGCAAAGCCAAGCAAGCUGAAAUUAAUCAGUUUAACCAGACCUGAGCUAUCGAUCAGAUUUCAAAGGAACAAGAUCUUCCUGUCUAUAAAUCAGUCCAGAUUGGAAUGCAUAGAAAUAACCGUUUGCAGAAAAAUGCAAGUGAAGUCUGUGUUGUGUGAUUUUAUUAGGUUUAUAAUGCUGUUUAGCAAAUGUUUUUGUUCAUUUAACUUAGUUUAAUUAUAUAUUAUGUGUUGCGUGGUUAUUUGAUUAGGUUUAUAAUGCUGUUUAGCAUUUAAAGUCUUCAUUUCAAAGCUUUAAAAAUAAUGUAUUAGGUGUUACUUAUGUCAAUUUUGAGAGGGGCCUGGAACCUAACUCCCUCACUUCCCAUUGACUUACAUUAUAAACUGGGUUUCAAUUUACAACGGUUUCGAUUUACAACCAUUCCUUCUGGAACAUAACCCCAGUGUAAACUGAGGGCUACCUGUAUAAUUAUUAAGUAUCUUAAGCAGCAUUUACUUAAAGGGACAGUCAAGUCCAAAAAAAACUUUCAUGAUUCAAAUAGGGCAUGUAAUGUAUUAACCCCUUCAUGCGAGAGUGCAAGUGCUUAAAUCGAUAUAAACACUUGCUGUAAAAAUGAAAUCACACGAUCAUCAAUGCAAUCACGUGAUUUCAAGGCCGUGAUCGGAUUAUGGGGAACUUCAACAAUUUAAAUUUUUGAACAUUCUCUCCUCAAAAAACUUUUAUAUGUGUGGACUGCAUCAAAUUUAAUGUUUGUAGCUAUAAUAUUCAUUGCAUAUUUUUGUUUUUUCCAUACCAUAAUUUGGAAAACCUUGUUUAUAUUUAAUUGUGAAUAAAUGACUAUUUUUAAUAUA
This is a messenger RNA of Bombina bombina (fire-bellied toad), 4020 nucleotides long. It is a transcript of the gene NDUFAF7, whose product is annotated as NADH:ubiquinone oxidoreductase complex assembly factor 7. Gene Ontology annotation, cellular component: mitochondrion. The transcript has 10 exons. NCBI's taxonomy places the organism in Eukaryota, Metazoa, Chordata, Amphibia, Anura, Bombinatoridae. Gene Ontology annotation, biological process: mitochondrial respiratory chain complex I assembly. The record is from RefSeq and is a predicted model, not a curated record. The coding region runs from base 51 to 1370 and encodes 439 amino acids. Gene Ontology annotation, molecular function: protein-arginine omega-N symmetric methyltransferase activity.